AUGCCUGAAAAUCCUGCUGCGGAUAAACAGCAGGUGCUGCAGAUCCUUGAUCGUCUGCAAGCAAAACUGUGUGAGAAAAGGGAUUCCCAACAUAAUGAAAACCUGACUGUUUUACGUAACACGCUCAGGAGCCCUUUGUUUAACCAGAUACUGACUCUCCAGCAAUCCAUCAAGCAACUGAAGGAACAACUCAGUUAUAUGCCUCCUGACUGUUCAGUAGAUUUUGAUUUUACUAAGAGAGGGCUACUAGUGUUUGCUGACAAAUCAGUUACUGCUGGGAGCGUGUAUACACCUUGCAGUUCACCUGAACCCGAAGCAUCUACCUUCACUCCAAACCUGGGAGUUAAUGAAUUUAACACAAUCAUCCAAAAGAUGGCAAAGGGGAGACAAAUAGAAUCAAUAAAGAUUGAAAAGCCUUCUGUUGGAGGUCUUGGAUUUAGUGUGGUUGCCCUUAAAAAUCACAGCUUGGGAGAAGUUGGUAUCUUUGUCAAGGAAGUCCAGCCAGGAAGCAUAGCUGACAGGGAUCAAAGACUAAAGGAAAAUGACCACAUACUGGCCAUUAAUUGCACCCCAUUGGAUCAGAACAUUUCCCAUCAGCACGCUAUUGCCCUCCUCCAGCAAUCCGCAGGAUCUCUACAUCUGGUUGUUGCUAGGGAGCCAGUUCAAGGAAACAGCAGAACUUCGGCUGUCUUAAGUGAUAUAAAUCCACCUGAGACUAUUCACUGGGGCCAUGUUGAAGACGUUGAGCUGAUUAACGAUGGUUCGGGAUUAGGCUUUGGAAUUGUAGGAGGAAAGUCGAGUGGAGUAGUUGUAAGAACAAUUGUUCCUGGGGGAUUAGCAGAUCGGGAUGGGAGGCUCCGGACAGGAGAUCACAUCUUACAGAUUGGAGACACCAAUGUGCAAGGAAUGACGAGUGAACAAGUUGCCCAAGUGCUGAGAAACUGUGGGAAUUCUGUUAGGAUGAUAGUUGCAAGAGACCCAAAGUGUGAAAUUAUGGAAACUCCACCAGCUCCUGUGAGCUGGCCAGUCAGUACAUUGCCUUCCUUUCAAAAUGGAAAUGAUAACACCAACCUGUUUGAGAUAUAUGAUGUUGAACUUAUAAAAAAGAACGGGCAAAGUCUGGGGAUAACAAUUGUUGGAUAUGCUGGUGCAAGUGACAUAGCAGAACCUUCAGGGAUUUUUGUGAAAAAUAUAAUACCUGGUAGUGCUGCUGACCACAAUGGCCAAAUUCAUGUUCAUGACAAAAUUGUUGCUGUUGAUGGAGUUAAUAUACAGGAUUAUACCAACCAAGAAGUGGUAGAGGCCUUGCGUAAUACAGGACAGUCUGUAUGCCUUACCUUACUUAGAAGGAAACCUUCUACUGUUUCUUCAGAAAGACCUUCAGAUAGAGGUAGGUUGGGAGCUGUAGGGCCUGAAACUAGUGUGGACACUAGGAAUGAGGAAAACCAAGAACAGAAGGAUAAUCGUCAGAAUGGCAAGAAGCAGAGUCUACAUAAAACAGGAAGAGUCCCACUCCCUCCAGCACAUGAGCUGAAAUCCAAAUGGGAAAACCUGCUGGGACCUGAGUACGAAGUUAUGGUUGUGAAUGUGGAUAUGCCCAUUACAGAUGAUUCAGAGCUCCAGAAGUACUCAAAGCUAUUACCCAUCCACACUUGGAGAUUAGGAGUUGAGCUUGACACGUUUGAUGGACAUCAUUAUAUAUCAUCAAUUGCUUCGGAAGGUCCAGCUGCAACACUUGGUCUUCUGCAACUGGAGGAUGAACUUCUGGAG
Molecule: messenger RNA, 1770 nt
Organism: Leptosomus discolor (cuckoo roller)
Lineage: Eukaryota; Metazoa; Chordata; Aves; Leptosomiformes; Leptosomidae
Source: RefSeq, a predicted model, not a curated record